Messenger RNA from Sus scrofa (pig), 3284 nucleotides. RefSeq names its product zinc finger CCHC-type containing 7 (gene ZCCHC7). Gene Ontology annotation, molecular function: zinc ion binding; RNA binding. Gene Ontology annotation, biological process: nuclear polyadenylation-dependent snRNA catabolic process; TRAMP-dependent tRNA surveillance pathway; nuclear mRNA surveillance of mRNA 3'-end processing. Gene Ontology annotation, cellular component: TRAMP complex. Lineage: Eukaryota; Metazoa; Chordata; Mammalia; Artiodactyla; Suidae. The record is from RefSeq and is a predicted model, not a curated record.
GUCCACGGGCCGGGGACCCCUGCCUGCCCUCCGCCUCGCCCGCAGGGCCGUGGAACUAGCGCGUGUCCCCUCGCUGGCCUCCGCGUCUCCCGCCUGUCCCUUACUUGUGGCGGUACCCGGCUCCGCUCGUGGCCUCUCAGUCGAGCUCUGUCCCACGCGACUCAGCUGACUGGCUGAGGUGUCUGCUUCUCCUCCCUUCAAGGCCUGAGACUGUGGUUCAGAAAGAGCUUGGGCGCCCAUGGCCUCGAUGGGGAUGGUGUUACUGCCUGCUUUACCCCCACUACCCUCUGAGAGUCCCCUGUCUUUUAGGGAAGCCGGUCAGUCAUUUAAACCCGAAGGGAGCUCGGCCCUUGAGGAUCCAACAGUCCUGGGCCAACUCCAGCCUCAGCUGUCAGAAGCAGCAGCUCUGGGGGCCAGAAAAAUUUGGGCAGAUGGCCCUCUUCCCCCAUGUAAAACAAGGAGACUUGUUCCUUGAUUCCUUUUAUCCCUUACAUCCAGGGAACCAGCAGUUAACUUCAGCUCUAACAGCUGCGGCCUCGAGAUUACUGACCUUCCAUGAUGUUUGGUGGUUUUGAAACUAUAGAAGCAUAUGAAGAUGACCUUUAUCGUGAAGAGUCAUCUAGUGAACUAAGUGUCGAUAGUGAGGUGGAAUUUCAGCUCUACAGUCAAGUUCAUUAUGCCCAAGAUCUUGAUAAUGUCAUCAGGGAGGAGGAACAUGAAGAGAAUAACUCUGGGAAUUCUGAAUCAUUUGGUAGUAAACCAAAUCAGAAGAACUUAAUUAUCCUUUCAGAUAGUGAGGUCAUCCAGCUAUCAGAUGGGUCAGAGGUCAUCACUCUGUCUGAUGAAGAUAGUAUUUAUAAAUGUAAAAGAAAGAAUUUUAGAGACCAGGCAAAAGAAAAGACCCAAGGUCCUCCUGCUUCUCUUCAUUCUAAUGAGCUGGCAGAUCAGAAAUGCAAGAGGGAUGUUGAGAAGCCUCAACCUGGAGAGAGAUCGGGUGCAGUCCAAGAAGUCAUGAUUAUAGAGGUCAGUUCAAGUGAAGAGGAAGAGAGCACCAUUUCAGAAAGUGAUAACGUGGAAAGCUGGAUGCUGCUGGGAUGCGAAGUUGAUGAUAAAGAUGAUGAUAUCCUUCUCAAUCUUGUGGGAUGUGAAAAGUCUCUUAAUGAAGGUGUGUCUUCUCACAGUGACUUAGAGAGACAAACUGGAGAAGAUAGUGUAAACUGGUUCAUCAGUGACAAAGACAUUGAGGCACAGAUAGGUAAUAAAAGAUCAUCUGGAAGAUGGACCUACCGAUACUAUUCAGCCAACAAAAAUGUUACCUGCAGAAAUUGCAACAAAUGUGGCCAUUUGUCAAAAAACUGUCCUUUUCCACAAAAAGUCCGUCCCUGCUGCCUCUGCUCCGAGAGAGGACAUCUCCAGUAUGCCUGUCCAGCCCGCUUUUGCUUAGACUGCUCUUUGCCCAUGUCUUCUGCGCACAGAUGUCUCGAAAGACCUUCUUGGAGAAAACGUUGUGACCGAUGUGAUAUGAUAGGCCACUAUGCUGAUGCUUGCCCAGAAAUCUGGAGGCAGUAUCACCUAACGACCAAACCUGGACCACCCAAAAAGCCAAAGACCCCUUCUGGACAAUCAACCUUAGUGUAUUGCUACAACUGUGGGCAAGAAGGCCAUUAUGGACACGAAUGUACAGAAAGACGAAUGUUUAACCAGACCUUUCCAACGUCUCCAUUCAUCUACUACUAUGAUGACAAAUAUGAAAUCCGGGAGAGAGAUCAGAGAAUAAAACGAAAAGUGAAAGAACUCCAGAAAAAUGGGGACUUUCCAAGACAGUUCAAGAGGCCUCAUAUGGAAGCAGCAGAUAAGAGGUCCCACCGUGGUAUGAGGAAGAGCUAUGCCUCAUGGAGAAGCAACAGGUGGCCUCAAGAAAAGAAAGAAACCCAAAAGGAAACCAUGAGCAGGAGCAGCCGAGAGCGUGAGAAGCACAAGAAGGCUGACAGGCGUCAUGAAGUGGAUGAGGACUUCCCCAGGGGCCCCAGAGUCCACUCUUCUUCUGGCAAAACCCAGAAGCCUCACAAGCCCUUUCACCACACAUCUCAUUACCACAAGCCAAGAGAAGACAAGCUGCCCAAAGAGGGCAAGCGGGGCAAGCACAAGAAAAAGGAGAGCUGCUUGGAGGAUGAUAGCUAUGAUAAUUUAUUUUUCAUUAAGCAGAGGAAAAAAAAGUCUAAGCUGUGAGUCAGCUUCUGAUUUGGCUUCCCAGUGUUUGUCUGGUUUUCAUGUCUACAACAUCCUGGCAAUAUUUUUUAUUAUCUGUGAUUAAAUAAAAUGAGUUUUUUGGGUUUUUUUUUUUUAAUCUCAGCUAUAUUUAGAGCUGCUGAGCAGAGUCUUUGGAGAUCUCAGUUCUGUGUGUCCAACAGGUUAUUAGGUAAGAAAACAAAAAGAUAAACUGCCUUCCCCUUUUCCAGGAUGUCAUUUUUAUACAGUACCCUAAGGAUAGGAAGAAUUCAUCUUUUCGUGAACUUUUUUUAAUGCUUUGAAAAAAAUAAAAGUUCAUCAAAAGUGAUUCAUCUGCAGUGUAUGAAAAUUAAAUCCUUGCAGGAAGAGAAAUUAAUGCUAAUAUGAAAAAUUCAGCAUUUUUUUUUUAACAUCAAAAAGGAUAACUGUAAAUCUAAAUCUGGCUUUCCUUGCUUCUGAAGCUGGUGUAAGGUUCUUCCUUUGGUCAGACCAUCACAGGCCACAAAUGAAGCUAUCAACAUUAAAGCACUAAAGAGGCAGGGAGUUGAGUUUUACAGCAAAAUAUCAGUAAGGAAGCCAUCCAGAGUGUAUGUCAAGAGACAGAUUUCCUGAAACAAGUGAAAAAGAGUCAUCAAAAAUUUUAACAUAAUCACAAGGAAAUGGUUUUAACCAUUUUUUACAACCACACUUGAAGAAGACUCUCCCUCAGAUAUUUAAGAUGAAUAUUUCCCUAAUUAAAAAAUUGUUUUGUUCUCCUGAGUUUUUAACCACCACAGAGUUAUACAGAAAUUUUUGUACUUGUGAACCUUUUGUACUUAUCAAAGCUUAAUGUUAGACUAAGAAAAUAAAGUGUCUGAAAUAGAGUAAAUAAAUGUGUCUGUUAUGUAAAAAGACAAUGAGAGUUUGAGUGACAAAGGGUGUACUUGGGUUGGCAAAGUAACUAAAGUUAUAAAAUCUCUAUAAACUGGGGUCAAAUCUCUUAUUGCCCAAGCACAUGCUCUAUGCCAAAUAAAAUGAGAUGGAGAAACAAGAUGUUUCUCCAUGUUCUUCGGUAA